Diorhabda sublineata is the source of this 5849-nucleotide messenger RNA. RefSeq lists its product as uncharacterized. Lineage: Eukaryota; Metazoa; Arthropoda; Insecta; Coleoptera; Chrysomelidae. The record is from RefSeq and is a predicted model, not a curated record. The transcript is spliced from 11 exons. The coding region runs from base 674 to 4102 and encodes 1142 amino acids.
GAGAAAGUGUAUGUAUUUUAUGUAGCGACAUCGUGUAUUUGUUUCGUAAACUAGAACUAUCACUCUAACAGAGCACAACGAACGCAAUUAAUUUGGCGGAAAGCUGACAAAAACUAGAAUAGUUGGCUUUGAGCUUUAUUGGCAGGAGUUAAAUUGUGAAUAUUGUGUAUUAACUGAAAAGUUUAGUGUACAUUACGUUAUUAUAAGAAAUUUUAUCCAUUAAGUGACCCGACUAAAAAGACCUGUGUGCUGCCAAAAGAUACUCAUUAACUUGAAUUCUUGAGAAUUUCAUUUGGAUAUAUAUGCGGGUUCGUUCAGAGCAGUUCAGUUUAUACUAAAUACUCGUAAUGAACAGACCGAAAUAGAAAGUAAUCGAAGAUUUUAAAUAAAUUAGUAGUGAGUAGAGUGAUAGUGAUUUGAUGAGAAACACCCAUUAGAACUUAGAAAGUUCUACGUUCCAUCCAGGAAGUAGGAAGAUUUACAGUUCUUAUAAAUACCCAAAUAAAUCACUGUCCCAAGAAAAUGCUGACAGUUUUUCGCCUGAAAAUGUCCCAGAAGUCAUUAGUAGCGUCCAUCAGGAGAAUUACCUCACAAAUUCUACUCGCAAUUUACAUGGAGAAUCACUUCCUAUAAGACCUCAGAAAUGAUCUAAUUAAUCAAACCCGAUGAUUAAAUGGCAACUUUCAGUCAAACCCCGGAAAAAGGCCGUCCGCCUGAUUCCCCAACAUCGGCUACGGGUUUAAAACUAUUAAACAGGAAAUCGAGCUCGAAGUCUACAUGGCACAGUAACCCGAACGACAAACAUUCACCGUAUCUUUGUUCGAACUCGAAUCCAUUGCCUAGAAACUUCGACGGCAACGAGUUCUUUGAAGUAGAAACGAAAUUGACAGAGGAUCUCAACAAAAAUGUACAGGUCGCCGUCAAAAAGAUGGAAAAAACUAGCUUAAAACAAAGUUUACCUAAAUUACUUUGUUUGACUAAGUCGCCUGUUCGUUUCAAUAAAAGAGAGACGACCAACAUAAAUGCAAUGAAAACAUUGAACGUAAAAACUUUGAGUAUGGACAACUACGAAUACGACGAGUAUAUGAAAAAAAGUGCCUCUGGUUAUCUGAAUAAUUCAAAUUCGGUGAAUGACCAAUGUGAUAAUUCAACAAAUACGUCGUCUCAGUUCUGCAAUAACAGUAGAAUAGAAAAUUCGAAGAAAAGCAGAAAUAGUUUUCAUCAAAACGUUGAAGAAGCUUUAAAUUCUCUAUUGUGGCAGCCCUAUGAAUACCAGGGAACUACGAGAAAUUCUCCGUCAAUUUCUCCGUUUAGCUCUUAUAGUAGUCCAUCUUCAUCUUACAACGACCUUGAAGAGCUUACAAAGAAUGAUGGUACUUCAGAGCCAUGCAGUUUUAGAGACCUACAUCUACAAUCGUCGACUUCGGAUUCAGAAAUGGUUAUUAACCUGCGAGAACCCAUCGUGACGCACCAAUCACAACGUGUAUUUACGUCACAUGACCCUCGUACAAUUCGUUCAACAACUCGACUAAGCGAUGUAUUCAGUUUAACGGAGAUUGCGAGUCAGCGUGUUUCACGAGUCGACGUCUACGGCGAUAGUGAUGUAAACUUUUGUGAUAUGCAAGUUAGUGUUCCGUUAAAUUCGUCCUGUGCGCCAGAAAUCGACGCUUCACCGGUUCCAAUUUGUGACAAUGGGGUGAACAAUAGUGUUACGACGCAAACUAUUUUUCAAAAUAUUAACGAAACAAAUUUAAGUACGGCUAAUGUCGUUGGAUUACCGAAUCACGCGAGAUAUUCCUCAGUGCCUGUUAGUACUAUACAGACCAGAGCUACCAAUAGUAGCACUCUAGUACCGAAACACUCAAGGAAUAUAUCGGAACCAUCUAAUCAAUUUUUCAAAUGUCAAAACAACGUCUUCGGUUCUCAAACCACGAGUUCGAAUAUUUAUAGACACACUACACAAAUUGAUCAUCCGAACGUACAGCAAAUUAAUACUUUCAGAAGUACUUCAGUACCCAAGAAUGUGCCAGUCAUACCGAGACAUGAAAGUACAACGGUUACUACUACCACGACGGUACCCAGUACUUUUAUAAAUAAUUCUAGAUUUAGUCAAAAAAUAAAUACGCAGGUGUCAAACGAUGUCAGUAACGUCAAUGUAAAUUUUUAUAGAGCAGUACCUGUUAAUGUCAUUUCUUCGGUACCUACUAUUCAUUGCUUAAAUACUUUAAGUAAUGUACAAGGGAAUGAAGUAUCGAAUGUUCAAGUACUUCCACUAGGAAAUCCCCCAAGUUUAGUAUCUACAACUAGCUCUCUUGUGGUCGGUACUACCCAAGUUAUUUUACAUAAUACUCAAGCUAGUAUCGGCAAUAUCGAUAGACCGAAUCUUUCUGGUUUGCAGAAUAGUUCUACUUCAACUAACACUAGUACUAAUACUAAUGCAGUAAAUAAUUUCUAUCCUCAAACAUCGACAAAUCAAGUGAUUAUUCAAAAUAAACCUUCACAUUGUACUACCGUUCCUUUUGUUAAUAAUCAACCCAUUUUAAGAACCAAUGUUCAGGUUGAAUCAAAUGUUCAAGCUUCUCCCGUAAGGCAGCAGGGAAACGAAAAUAGAUCCACCACUAGAACAUUUACGAGUACUGAAGCACAAACUGAUGAAAUAUCAAUACUUCCUCCUACCAACGAACAACCUACAACGAGCAGGGAAAACAGACGAAGAGAACGACGUGAAAGAAGACACCAGAGGAGAUUAAAUAAUAGAUACUCAGUGGAUAGUAGUACUCACGUUAAUAACCAAAAUGAUAGGCUUCCGGAUUUACUUAAUAGUCAUCUACCACCCCCUUAUUCACCUGUUACUGGUAGCUCUGGUCCUAAUAUUGGCUCGGUCAGUCCAAUGUCGCCUCUAAUGGCAAAUUCUGGAAUAUUACCGCAUCCCCAUGGCACAGUUCUACCCACUGUGGUACCUAGUAAUAUAGUGUCUCCUAGUGGAUUUGUAUUUCAAGGUCCUCCACCUGUUGGACAAGUGCCUCUUGUUCAAGGGCCAGCACCUGUAGCGGUGCCACCUCCGACUGGUUUCAGAUUCCCAUUUCCUGCUACUGGAUUUAGAAGAGGGCGAUUUUCGGAAGAUCCACCUAAAGGAUGUUGUGGAUUUCUUUCAUGGAAACCGGGUUCGCUGAGGUGGUUCAUCGCACUUAUAGCUUUAGUUGCUGUCUGCUGCGUUUUGGUUGGUACGGCAUUGGGGGCCAUGAGACCAUCUGGUCGAGAUCAUCUCACCGUAUCUUUACUCAUGAUAGGUGUUGGAAUAGUACUCGUUACAGUUAGCGGAGUAGCAUGGCGAUUAACAUCGCACGAUUCCUCGACUUGUCGAUCGAUGCUUGGAUUAGGCAGUACGGAAUCGGUUGAAGUUUGUCCACGACGUUUCGUUCCGAGACUUCCACCCGCUUAUGGCCGUCCUCAUCAUCCGUACGCAGCAAUGAUGUAUCCAGAAUUUCAAUACAGACCUCCACCGCCUAGUUAUCAAGCUUCGAUGCAAGAAUACAGGUUGAGAUUGUUACUGCUGGAAAGAGGCAAUACCCCACAGAUACACAACGGGAUACAAAACGCUAUUUCGCCUCCUCCGACUUAUAGAAGUCAGUCAGGAAGUUUAUUAAGGGCACCAGUUUCUAAUAGACGUGAUGCUCAAUCAGAAUACAGUUGUCCGCCUUCCUACCGAUCCCAGAGCACCAGACCUGGUACUAUACAGUCAAAUUCAGUACUACAUAGUAGAGAGCAGUCAUUGUCGUUAUCUGAAUCAAACCAUGGUGGAUCAAUGGUUAAUGUAGUCAAUAUACUUAGUAGUACUGAAGAGGACAUAGCUUUGGACAACAUAACAUUGGAUUCCUUAAAAAUGGAACCUGAGAAUGAUUUGAAUCCAGUGAAAAUGUUGCUGAAAGGCAGUUCUGGUGAUCUAGAAGGAAGCAAAGAUGGGAAUCUUGUCACUAUAGUUCAAACCAGUGACCAGAGUCCGGUGAUAGUGACUGUAAGUGGUAGUUCCCAAAUAGACAGUAAUAAUUCUGUUCAGAUAACAGAAAUACCUUCGGGAAUGGAAAUUUUAGCACAUUUAUAGUGUUCUUCAUGUGUAUAUAAAUAAGAGUCAAAUUGAAAUUUGAAUUUUUGAAAAAUAGUUAUAUUGUUACAGAAUUAAGAUAUUUUGAAAAAAAAUUAAUAUUUGGAAAAGUAUCGAAAAUUAUUUUACUGAAAUUUGGUAAGAAUCUUAUAUAGAUUCGAUCAUUUCCACUUUUCAUGUAACUACAAAUUCAAGAAUUGAAAAACAGUUUUUAACAUCAAUUUCUAUUAUAUAGAGUACCAAAUUUCAGCAAAUAUAUAGAAAACUUAUAAACAUACCAUAUUUUUUAAGAAAUCGUCUUGUUUUGAUUGAGUUUGAAAUUCAGUAAUUUAACUAAUCGGUAUAGUUCCUGAGAUAUAUUGUUUAUUUUCGAGGUUUAAAAUUUCAUGAUUAUUAUCAUUGGUACUCUGCCUUUUAAUUAUAAUCACUUUGGAUCCAAACAAAAAUUUCUUAUGCAAUACUAGUAAAGAGACAUAUUGAAGAUAUUUCAACUCGAAUAUCUUGUAAAAAGGCUGUUGAACAGUAUAACUAGAACAAAUUCGCUUUAUAUGACGAUUUCUUACUUCCUUGCUUGAUUAAUACAACUAGUAUUAAAGCCCUAGCAGACUACAGACUUCGUAUCGGCCGAUUUUGUAUUACGACAAAUUUAACUAUCCUGAGUCUGCCCUUUGUUUUUCCUUAUAAUGCCUAAUAUAAUUAAAUCAGCUUUUCCGCCAAUUCAACAGACAUAAACCUUUUGUCCAUGGUUAUAUUUCUGUUGGUACCAUGAACAGUUGCUGUUAAAUGUUUCACAUAGUAAUUAGCUAAAGGCAGACCUCCAUGAUAAGGCAUCUUUCCUACAUAUGGCUCGGCAUUUAUCGUAUAUUUUGUCACAAAUCAUUACAAGCAUCGGGCCUUACUUAGACGGUUUGUUAGGAAUAUACAUUCUGAAUGCACAUCGACACAAUUGUUCAUCAAUUGUAAUAUAGGAUGUUGGUGUGUAUGAAGUUUUGAAAAUAGAUAUCAAAAUACCCCAAAUUUCUCUAGCUGUCACAAAUGGAUCGUUUUGUAAUCUUUCUGUGCGAGUAAGUUUGUUAUCAAACCGUAAGUAAACUAAGAGAAAACGAAAACAAGAGCUACUCAUUGUCACCCUGUACAAACUUCUGAAAGAUUGCGGUCAAAUAACUUAUUGGCAUUCAUAUGAUUGUUUUUCAUAGCAGCUGUAAGAAUCAAUAAACCCAAAAGAGCCAAAAUUUCUUCUUUAGAUGUUUCUGAAGUCAGUGAAUAUUUUGUUUUGUUUUUGGCUGCUUUACGCGAAAAUUCUUGAUUUGUAAAUUCAAUUAUUUUUUCAACUAUCCCUAUCAUUUAUAAGAUGCAAAAAAAUUUAUUUAAGAUGUAAAAGAUUCUAAGCUGCACCCUUUGGCACUUGGAUAAAAUGAAUUAUAUUUCUUUUAGUUUUGCCAGGUUGUAUUAUCAUAGAUUUCUUGACAAGGCGAGACAGUGGAAUAUUAUUCUCUUCAUCUCCGUUCGAUCUACAAGUUCCAUUAUUUGAAUCAAUCACUUCAUCUUCAUGUUGAAUAAAAUCAUCCACGUCCAAGAUUUGAUCCGAUAUUAUUGACUUCUAAAUCAUUACUAUCCUCAGAAUCAUUUAUUGAAUCAUCAUCAUCCCUACCAUUCAUUAUUUUUCCGUUUUCGACAACCGCAAUUUCUGCAUUAAGAGGUAUUUUGAUGUGGUUGCCAUUUUUUGCAUCUCACUUGGAAAAGAAAA